Phytophthora sojae is the source of this 3063-nucleotide messenger RNA. RefSeq lists its product as hypothetical. Gene Ontology annotation, molecular function: guanyl-nucleotide exchange factor activity. Gene Ontology annotation, biological process: small GTPase-mediated signal transduction. The record is from RefSeq and is a predicted model, not a curated record. Lineage: Eukaryota; Oomycota; Peronosporomycetes; Peronosporales; Peronosporaceae. The coding region runs from base 1 to 3063 and encodes 1020 amino acids. The transcript has 3 exons.
AUGGACGAGGUCAUCAAAGAAGGCAGUGUAGCUGUCCGAGGACACUUUAUGUGGCGCGACCGCUACAUUAUUAUCAGGCCGGGCGAGAUGGUUAUCGGUCGUCGACGAGACGGCUCCAUUAAGGCCAAGAUCGAUUUGUACGAUUCAAACGUCAAACUCACAUUCCUUGGGGGGCAGUCACUGCUUACACUUUCCAUGCAUGGGAGGGAUACCGUGCUGGACUUCCGCUCUACCACCACGCGUGACGAAUGGAUCAGUGCUAUCGUAAGCGCUCAGGAACGCGCUGGUUCGGACUGCGACGAUAAUGGAACAGAGCUGGAAACAGAAGACAGCGAUGGACGUAAACGACAAAGCACCUCGACAAGUUUGGGGACGGAUCACACGGACUCGAUUGGCGAUGACGGCGAAGGCUAUAACGACGCCCUGCUAGCACUGCAGAGCGUGCGCGAUUCCGUCAUGCAGUGUCAUCUCUCAAUGGGGGGAUCAGAGAUCGACACUUUCAUUCCGCGUGGAAGUUCCACCCCAACCUUCACGAAAGUUGCGCCAUCACUGAGACGAGUGCAGAGUGCAAAACGCAGUGAGGAGGAGCUGCGACAGAAGCGGCUUCGGUCUCUGUUAACGCUGAUCGAAAGCAACCCACAAGGCGGACGCGUUGUGCUCUUGCAUCUCGGGGUAGUGGCGUCUGCUGGAAUCACCGUCAGUGACAUGCUCCUGGCUCUUGGGGAGAAACAAAGGAAUAACCCGCGCCGUGGAUCGUUCACGCCACGCACCUUGAGUGCCCAGAAGCACAACGUUGCGGCUUUCGUUCGGGAUAUUCUGUUUCAUCCCAUCUACUCGAAGCGCGAAGAAGUAAACACCGAGGUCGUCCAGGGUCUGAUCGACUUGUUCUUCUCACAUUGUCGUCUUCGACGCUUCAGUGACGACUCGGAACUGCAACAGGUUCAACCAGUGCGUUCCACAUCAGCGAACAAUUCGUCGGCUAAGAGUGAAAAUGACGCUGCCCCAGCGACUCCCGUUACUCCAACCAACGCUCCGCCACAAACGCCAACGUCUCGAGUGCCGCAAAGAAGAAAGCGACGCAACCAUUCGUUCCCGAACUUGGGCGGGAUCACUCAACUCGCCAAGAGCAAGGGGUUGCUACAAUCCUCAGCCGAUGACUCCUAUAACAUCAGCAGAUUCGAGGAAGGCAGCCAACGGCUUCGCGAAAACAUGGCUGUGUUAUUUGGUCCGCAGCAACCUCCAGACAGCAACAGAGGUGCCAAAGACAGAUCUGUGCCUCUAGUGAACACGUUCACCUCGAACUCGUCAGAAGAACUCGACUUCGAAUGCGAAGAUGUCCCGCUGCCCGUUCCGCUACGGAAUAUGUUGUGGGAGAUGACCUGUUCGGAGAUGGCCGAGCAGCUCACGAUCUUCCACCAUUCACAGCUCUCAAGCGUGUAUCCGUGGGAGUUCUUGCACAACCCCAAGAUCGCAGCCAAGGAGCUGACGGACCAUUUCAACGGCUUGGUAGCGUACUUUGUCUGGUCGGUGCUGGUCGAGGAUUCCCCCAAGGAGCGAGCUGAAGUGAUCGAGAACAUCAUCUCCAUCGCCAUGUCCGCGAGUGCACCACCUCUCAACAAUUUCCACCUGGUCAUGGCUUGCGUUGGCUGCCUAGGUGAUAUCCCGCUGAUGGCAACUCGGAUGCCGAUUACCUGGAAGAGGGUUCGAGCCAAGUACAAGACGCGCCUCACUGAACUCCGACGACUGUGCGACCACACCGGCGGGUUUGAAAACCUACGACGAAAGCAAACCGCCGAAAGCGAACGACCAGCGAGUUCCGGCGAGCCCGCAGCUUCAGUCAUCCCGUUCAUUGGUGUGAUCGGUGUCAUGCUCGAACGAUUGCGGUCGGCGAGUUACUUCACCGCCAAGAAGAUGCUGGACCUGGAGAAACUUGAACGACAGUAUUUGGUGCUAAGUGUGCUUGAGAACGCGCUGCUCAAGCCUGCACCACGACCGACCCGUGCUCCUCGGCGCGGGAAGUUGGCUCCGACCGAGUCAGCGGCCAGCAUGACCACGCGCUUGCAGGAGUUCUUCAAGUCUCUCAAGAUGGACUUCGCCACCUCUCGAUUUCACCAAUUGCGGUCGCAGCAGAUUCUAGCGAACGAGUCGACUACGACCAGCUCCGCCCCGCCUACUUUCGUGCUUGCAGCAACGGUAAGUGGUGGAGCUACGCUCAGUGGAGGGAGAUUCGAUGCCUCGCCCGCUUCGGUCGGCACCAACGACGACUCCGGUCUGUCGUUUGUGUCCUUCCGAGAUAUCUGCGUGCUGCUGGUGUCGGUGCCGGAAAUGCGUGAGCGGAUGCAAAUGACUCUCGAGGCGCUGUUUGUGGACGGGCGACAGCCUGCGACGCAGUUCCUGCGCAAGUUUUGGCUCGACUUUAAGCAGAACGUGUGGGUGUCGGGCGUAGGCCCCACGCUGCAGAGCGUGCGAGGCUGCGUGUCGACUCUGUACCAGGAGAUCAUGAAGCACAAGAUCGUCGAGCUCAUGCAGAUCAGCGGCCUCGACGAGAACUCGACCGAGCUGCACGACAUGGUGUACGCCAAGAUCGCGGUGCUCACCGUGCAGCCUAUUUAUCUGAAGAUCGUGUCCAAGGUCAAGCGCAACAACGUCAAGGAGGAUGCCCACGCCUCGGCGCGACUGCUGCAGAACACACCCAAGGUUGUGGUCGACACCAACAUGCCAAUGGUGCCCUGGAGCAGUUGCAGCGCCAGCUCGCCGGUCGAGUUGCUGGACCUCGUGUGUCAGUUGGUUGCCUUGCCUCGCUCCAGUAGCUCGAGCUCCGCCGUCGCCAUAGCGACCGACCACCAGCUCGCAGCCGUGGAGCUGCUGGGCGCGCUGAAGCACCAGGCGCGGCACACGUUCCUGGCCACCAACCCGGUGAGCAGCCUGUACCUGAUGAAGCACAUCCUGGACCCCAAGUACUUGCCGCGCGAGCGCCGCCAAGCGCUCGAGGUGUUCGUCGCCGCCGUGACGUGGCUGCGCAAGGACAAGGACCGGCGAGGCGCCUCCGGGGGGGCUCCAUGA